AUGGAUGAAACCGCUCUGAAGAACCAACCCAUGCUGGAUGCUAUCGCUCUCCAUGACCGUGACCGUGACUUGGACUGCUCGUCUCCACCUCUCUCGCCUGCCAUGUCCGACCGCAACGAUGCGGGCCUCUCACCCGCAGUUGUCGAGUCGAUCGCUGGCCUCUCCGCCGGCUCCGUUGCGACGCUCGUCGUUCAUCCCCUCGACAUUGUCAAGACGCGCAUGCAGAUCCACCGCAGCUCGACAGCGCCCAAGCAACCGCUGACAACCAUGUCCCUGAUCCGCUCCCUGACGCAGAACCCGCACCCCGUGGCCUCGCUCUACCGUGGUCUGACGCCUAACCUCAUCGGCAACGCCUCGUCCUGGGCGUCCUUCUUCUUCUUCAAGUCGCGCAUCGAGCGGCUCCUCGCCGGCGGCACCGACCGCACGACGCGCGACCGCACCCUCUCGACGCCGCACUUUCUCCUCUCGGCCGCCGGCGCCGGCGCCCUGACGCAGGUGCUGACGAACCCCGUCUGGGUGCUCAAGACGCGCAUGCUGUCGUCGGACCGCGGCGACGCUGGCGCCUACCCGAGCAUGCUCGCCGGCGCGCGCCGCAUCCUCGCCACCGAGGGCUGGCGCGGCUUCUACCGCGGCCUCGCCGUCGGCCUCGUCGGCGUCUCGCACGGCGCCGUCCAGUUCGCCGUCUACGAGCCCGCCAAACGCGUCUACCUGCGCGCCCGCCGUGCCGCCGGCGCCCCCGACGACGGCCGCCUCGGCAACGACGCCACCGUCCUCCUUCUCCUCCGCCGCCAAGCUCGCCGCCGGCGCCGUCACCUAUCCCUACCAGGUGCUGCGCAGCCGCCUGCAGAACUACGACGCCGACGCGCGCUUCGGCCGCGGCGUCCGCGGCGUCGCGACCCAGCUCUGGCGCGAGGAGGGCUUCAGGGGGUUCUACCGCGGCCUCGUUCCCGGUGUCAGCUGGAGGCUUGA
Molecule: messenger RNA, 969 nt
Organism: Verticillium alfalfae VaMs.102
Lineage: Eukaryota; Fungi; Ascomycota; Sordariomycetes; Glomerellales; Plectosphaerellaceae
Product: solute carrier family 25 member 36
Exons: 4
Coding region: 1-969 (322 amino acids)
Biological process (GO): folate import into mitochondrion; nucleotide transport
Cellular component (GO): mitochondrion
Molecular function (GO): folic acid transmembrane transporter activity; FAD transmembrane transporter activity
Source: RefSeq, a predicted model, not a curated record